This is a messenger RNA of Elgaria multicarinata webbii, 1818 nucleotides long. It is a transcript of the gene AP5M1, whose product is annotated as adaptor related protein complex 5 subunit mu 1. Gene Ontology annotation, biological process: endosomal transport. The transcript is spliced from 8 exons. Bases 308 to 1768 code for a protein of 486 amino acids. Lineage: Eukaryota; Metazoa; Chordata; Lepidosauria; Squamata; Anguidae. Gene Ontology annotation, cellular component: AP-type membrane coat adaptor complex; lysosome; late endosome. The record is from RefSeq and is a predicted model, not a curated record.
CAUUUCAAGGGGGGGCAGUGAACGAAGGUUGCCCUAAACUGCAGCGGGAUUCUCUGCUAGAUUUCGGGUUGGAGGGUGUAGCCGAGGAGAGAAGGUUUUCCUUGCCCCCAGUGGGACAAAUUCUGAAAUCUGGGAUCCUCUUCCCCCAUUCGAGGAGAUAGUACUUGCACUAGUAUCAAGGAGGAGGAGAAGUGAUUUCUGAGCAGGAAUUCCCUUAGCACCCGAAAGAUGAUUGCAGCCACAGGAAGAUCCUCAGCUGUGAAGCCAUCACAGACAUGGUGAUCCCGAGACCUGUUAGCUGCCUGCGAUGGCUUUAAGGGGACUGUGGAUCAUCAGCCAUGAACAAGGGGCACAGGGCACCGUGCUGUUUUCCAGGCGUUACCCUACAGUGGAAAAGCGAGCGAAAUCCUUCAAUGGAUCAAGUUACGUGCCCGUGCCAGAAGACGGCCCUUUCCUGAAAGCGUUACUUUUUGAACUGAGGCUGACUGACGGAGACCAAAGCUUUGUAGAGCGUCGGGAUGGCUGUUCCCGAAUCAACAAGACUUCUGUCUAUGCGCUGCAGGCCGAGAGGGGAGACCUCUGGCCUGUGGUGGCUUUCCAGAAGAGCGGGUUGGUCUACGUUGGCCUGCCUUUGGUUGAGCAAUCUGUAACGCCACCCCCACCCCUCUUCAGUAUCAGUGGGAUCUCUCAGACCUUUGACCUCCUGUCCAGGCUGCUGGCUUUCAUGAGCUCCGGUCAGAAGAGCGAAGGGGAGAGGAACACCAAAAUCAGCCACCUCCCAAGCUUGCUCAUGCAGGCCUGUCCGCUCGGCACCCCGCUAGAUACAAACCUGAACGGCUGGGAAAAUAAUCACGUCGCCCCAAGUAGCCACCCUCCGAAGCCGCCAGCUUGGAGAACCAGCACAUACAAGGGAAAGCCCCAAGUUAAUGUCUGUAUCACUGAAAAAGUCAAGUCUGUCCAGUAUGACAAAAGGGAUGUGGUGGACAUGUGGCAGGUUUAUGGAACUGUAACUUGCAAGUGUGACAUAGAAGGAGCUGCUCCCAACGUGACGUUCGGCCUGAACCUCCCUGCCAACGGCUCUCCCCUCCAGGAUAUUUUGGUCCACCCUUGCGUCUCUUCCCUCGAUUCUGCCAUCCUGACCUCCAGCAGCGUUGGCAUAAUGGACGACUCGGCUUUCAGCGGACCUUACAAAUUCCCUUUAAUACCUCCUCCAGACCUUUUCAAUCUGUGCUUUUAUACUUCCCAGGUGCCUGUUCCUCCUAUUUUGGGAUUUUACCAGCUGAAAGAAGAAGAUUCACAAUGGAAGUUUACCAUUCACCUUAAGCUUCAUGAGAGUGUAAAAAAUUCUUUUGAAUACUGCGAAGCCCGUAUUCCCUUUUUCAACAGGGGGCCCAUUACACACUUGGAAUACAAAGUCAGCUAUGGCCAACUUGAGAUACUGAAAGAGAAAAGCCUGCUGGUUUGGGUCAUAGGACAAAAAUUUCCCAAAUCGUUGGACAUUUCCCUGACCGGGACGGUCGCUUUUGGUCCCGUGAACCCAGAGCAGCCAGUUGAACCUGUGUGUAGCGGCAGCACUGCCUAUGUCAAACUUUAUUUUAGAAUCCUGGAUUUCACGCUUACUGGCUGUUACACCGAGCAGCAUUCCAUCCAGGUCUUUUCAUCAGGAAAACCAAAGAUCAGUACAGCUCGAGAAGUGCUUUCUUCUGAUUACUACAUCUGGAAUUCCAAAGCCCCAGCACCUGUUGUGUACAGAACCUUACUUUUCUAAUUUCCCCUUCAGUUUUGUACUAUAAAUGAAAAGUAAAUUUACUGAAAUAU